GCGACUCGAACUUGCACGCGCUGCUUGACGCAGAGGGGGCCGGGUUGCCUCGUGCACGUCUUCCUCGCCGGGUCGGCGAUGGGACUCGCCCGGGAGGACUCGCACUCGGGCUACCGCGCCGCCCUGCUCGACGACCUGCGGCGCGUCCCGCGCGGCGACAGCGUCGUGCUCAAGUUUGGGCAGGUGGAUUGCGACUUUGUGUACUACCUCAAGCUCGUCCACGACGCAUCGCUGACCUUUGAGGCGCACCUCGCGCGCUCGGUCGAGCGCUACUUUGCAUUCAUCGACGGCGCGCUGGCGGCGGGCCACUUGCGGCACGAGGAGCGACAGCGCCUGAGGCGCCCCGACCUGUACAUCGCCACGCCCUUCCCGACGGGCGUGGUGGACGCCCACCUGCGGGAGGCGCUCUGCUCGCUGCCGCUCAUGGCAAAGGCGGAGCGAGAGGCGUUCCGCAGAGCGCUCGACGACCACCUCUUCCUCCCCACCGAGGCUGAGCGCUGCGUCGGCGCCAACCACCACCUGCCGCCAGCCGCGGAGCCGUUUGCCGCCGCGGCGCUCGCGCGCCACUGUCUCGGCCGGAGCGAUGGCGACGCGGAGCCGCCUCCGGGGGACCCUGCCGGCGCUCUCGCCGACCCCGCCGGGGGGGGCGAGGCGCUUCUAGGCGCGGCGCCGCUGCGCGCUCGCGGCCACGUGCUGGCGAGCUGGCGCCACUUGGCGGCGCUGCUCGGCGCGCCCGCUGCGUUGGGGCGCGAGUUUGCGACCCAGGGGCCCCACCACGCGCAGUGGGUCGUGCGGCUCCUCCGCGGCUGCGACGCGCCAGUGGCGGUGGGGGCGCGAGGCCCCGGAGCGGGCGAGUUCUCCCGGCUGACGGUGCCGCAGCUGAUGCGGACGCCCGUCGCGGGCGCACUCGUGGCGGCAGCGAGGCAGGCGCAGGAAGCGAGAGGGGAGGGAUGA
This is a messenger RNA of Emiliania huxleyi CCMP1516, 954 nucleotides long. RefSeq lists its product as hypothetical. The coding region runs from base 79 to 954 and encodes 291 amino acids. Lineage: Eukaryota; Haptophyta; Isochrysidales; Noelaerhabdaceae. The record is from RefSeq and is a predicted model, not a curated record. The transcript is spliced from 8 exons.